GAACCACCACCGCCAAGUGGCUUCCACGAUGAUACAGAAGACCGGAGAUUCGAGAGGCGAGUUUUUACCAUCACCCGUAUCUAGUUCUUGCUCGUAUAUCCACGUUAAUGGUUGCAUUUGUUUGGUAUUCUUUUAAACCUCGUGUGAUGUUUUAUUUUUCUCACCUACUUAUAUUAUGAACAUUGAUUGAUUUUCGUUUCGUGUUUUAUAAAAACUCUUUUCCUCGAAUUGUGCAUUUUUUUGAGUUUCGCGGUUCGAAGUAAUGAUAUUCGUAUAAUAUAGUAAAGAUGCCGAGACCUUGUAGAGAAUCGUACGACGAUCAAAAGCCACCUUAUUCGUAUAUCUCGUUGACAGCUAUGGCGAUCUGGAGUUCACCGGAGAAAAUGUUACCACUAUCGGAUAUCUAUAAAUUCAUCAGCGACAGAUUCCCGUAUUAUCGUCGUAACACCCAACGCUGGCAGAAUUCACUCAGGCAUAAUCUCUCGUUCAACGACUGCUUCGUUAAAAUACCUCGCCGUCCAGACAGACCCGGCAAAGGCGCUUACUGGGCUUUACAUCCGGCAGCUUUAGACAUGUUCGAAAAUGGCUCUCUGCUCAGACGCCGAAAACGUUUCAAGUUGAUGAAAUCCGAUAAAGAUCGACUGGAAAACGAGUUGAUCGCGUUAGCUAACAUGAAUCGUUUCCUAUUCGCUCCGGCACCGGGUACAGCUCCACCAUUAACGCCGAGUCCGCCGAUCGUCGAACCUGCUCCGGCUCCGAGUCCUCCCGAAGUGACCAAAAUUAUUGUCGAGACUAGGCCUAAGAGAUCGUUCGACAUCGAGAGUCUCAUUUCGCCGGAUAGUCCGGCUAAAAAAGAAAAACCAUCGUCUCCUAGUCCGACUUAUCCGCAGUUGGCGAUUCCGGCCAUCUCAGGUUCCUGUUUUAUCGCACCGGUUCAUCAGCCUUUGGUCAUGUUACCACCGAAUCCGUACUUUCAUCAUCCGCCCAAUUUGUAUAGAUUUGGGCAAGAGUUGAGGGCGGCUUGAUGACCUCGUCUUCUUCGGUAAGCGAUAAGUGUAUCCGUGAUAUUUAUUUAUUAUUCUUUAAGGAAACAAACAAAAAAUCAAUCCUUGUGAUAUGAUUAAGCGUAGAAUCUCGUCGUAUAUGUAUACUUUACUUACAUGUGCUUUCGACUAAAACGGUUGAAAGUUUUUGUUAGUAAUUGUCAAAGUUUAUAUAAGUAAGAAUUUUUAUUUACUCGUGUAAAAUUCCAUGAGUAUGUGCGAGCGAAGGAAGUGUUCGGGAGCUUCGUCUUCGAGGUACUAAAAAUGUUUUGAAUUCGGUAAAUUUCAUUCAAGGAUUAAUAUUUGCAAAAAUUAUCAUGAUUGUUUCGAAUGGUUCAUAAAUUCGAACAAAUAGCAAGAUGUGAAAAAAACCUACCAGGUUAUUCACCGAAGAUUUUGAUUAGCUACUCGAAAUUUUGUUAUCUUCGUUCGAUCAAUUCGUUUAGCGUUGAUGAUUCCAAAUAAAUCCAUCGUUCAACUUCCUUCGCUGCACAUACCAUAUUUAUCAUUAGUAAUGCAAUGGGCAAUGUUGCAAUAAACCUCAGAAAAAUUAGAUCUCUUAUUAAUUAAUUAUAAAUCUCAAAUCUCCGGUACCAUGUUAACGAACAGAAGCAUUUAAAUUCCUCGAAAAUUCAUCGAACACGUUAACCGGUACUUUGCAUAUGAUUAGCCUACCUGUAAAUAUAUUUCGCUUGGUAACUUUCAAAAAUUCGAGCGAAUUAGGUACAGUCUUUCGAACUCAUAACAUCUCGGUAAACUCUUCAUCAAGAUGACGAUGAAAUUACCUAAAACAAAACAAAAAGCGUUUUCUAUGUCAUAUUAAUAUUUUCUAGGUUAUUAUAAAUUUCGUAUCAUGUGUACAAUUGUGUAUAAUGUUUAGUUGUUGUUUACUUAUUUAAGAUAAAAAAUACGAAAAAACGUACAAAAAAACACAGUUGAAUGCUUUAUAACGUUGUAGAGACUAUAUUGUUUUUCAUGUUCCUAAAAUAAAAAAUCGAUUUUAAA
Molecule: messenger RNA, 2048 nt
Organism: Planococcus citri (citrus mealybug)
Lineage: Eukaryota; Metazoa; Arthropoda; Insecta; Hemiptera; Pseudococcidae
Product: fork head domain-containing protein FD4-like
Exons: 1
Coding region: 288-1025 (245 amino acids)
Biological process (GO): regulation of transcription by RNA polymerase II; cell differentiation; anatomical structure morphogenesis
Molecular function (GO): RNA polymerase II cis-regulatory region sequence-specific DNA binding; DNA-binding transcription factor activity, RNA polymerase II-specific
Source: RefSeq, a predicted model, not a curated record